Brassica rapa (field mustard) is the source of this 3000-nucleotide messenger RNA. RefSeq names its product agamous-like MADS-box protein AGL29. Gene Ontology annotation, molecular function: RNA polymerase II cis-regulatory region sequence-specific DNA binding; protein dimerization activity; DNA-binding transcription factor activity, RNA polymerase II-specific. Lineage: Eukaryota; Viridiplantae; Streptophyta; Magnoliopsida; Brassicales; Brassicaceae. Gene Ontology annotation, biological process: regulation of transcription by RNA polymerase II. The record is from RefSeq and is a predicted model, not a curated record.
CCACAGUCAUUCCACGUUUGGGUGGAAGAGGCAUUGGUGUCAAAGUUUGGAGCUCAAUCUCAGCUGAUCUCUAAUGGUUAUUUAACUAUACAAUCUAUAUGAUUCUAAAGUAAAAAUAUCGCAACUCCAAAUUAUAUUGUUAUCCAAAUGUUAAUGUUCGUAGUUUUAUUCACUUAUUGAUCGAAAAUUGAUUUAGAAAUUGCCAUAUUUGUUUUUUUUUUGUUUUGAAUCUUAACUAUUGAGUUUUUAUGUUUUUAUCAUUUAUUUUUUCAAAGUGUGGUAUUUGUUCAAAAUAAAAUUUAAAGAUGCUAUGUGUGAUCUAAUAGUAUAGAUCUUCUAUACUGAAGAACAAUAUGUUCUCAUUAUUGAAAUGUAGUAACGAUAUGAAUUUUCUAUUAUAAAUUGAAAAUGAAUUUCUCGUGUCAUGUAUUUGUAUAAUACUUUUAACCAUCAAAAUACACUAUUUUUAUCCAUAUUCGAUUUAGAAGCUACUAUUAUUUUUGACAUGUUCUUUUAAAGCUGGAUAUCUUGUUUGUUGACCAUUUUGAUAAAAUUUGCAUGAAUUUCUAAUUUUUUAUUAGAAAAUAAUAAUUUAAAUUUUUUUCUAUUAUAUUUGAGUUUUGAGUACUGUUCUCAUAUCUAACCUAGAACAAUGGUCGAAUCGGUAGACCCGGCGGACGCCUUGUAUAUAAUCUAGUUCAGAUUUAAUGAAAAAAAUUGUUAAUUAAAAAUUUGAUUAAACCAGGUAAAAAUCCAAACCAUUUCGAAGUAGUCUUUAUUAAAAAUGAUUUGAAUCUAAAAGAAUAAUAGAAACAAACACAUGGCCGCAAAUAAAUGAAUCUGAUUUUUUAGAAAAUGAUAUAUCACGUGGUCGAAUCUGAUACGAUCUUGAUGGAUUGUAGUCAUAGUAUUGUAGUACAUUGUUAUAUUGUAAUUUUGAGUAAUUAUGUUUUAAAAAUAAACACAUAUGACUAAAGCUGUUUCCUACUGAUUUGUGUAUGAUAAAAUAUUGUUUGUAUAUAAUGGAUUUUCAAAAAGAUAUUAUUCUGUAUGAAUUUUAUGUGUAUAAUAAAGAUGACCACUAAAAUUUUGAUUUUAUUUAAGGUUAAAUUUUAUUUGUGUGUAGUAAAAUGUUAUUCUCAAAUGAUACUACUGAGUUUUUGAAUUUGGGCAUUUAAUUAAUGAAUCAUCUUGAUUAUUAUGACUCAAAUUCAUGAUAUGUUUGAGCUUUAUUUACAGUUACUAGGUAAUAUGGAUGAGAUUGUUAAUUUAGUUAUUUUUGUAGAUAAAAAUACAUUGGUCAUGUUUAAUUUGGAUAUUGGUUCGGUUUUAGGUUGUUUUUUUGGUUUUUAAUGUAUUAAAAUAUAAAUAUCAUUAUAAUCCUUAUUUAUUUUUGUUUUUUUCGGAUAAGCCUUCUUGAAUUUUCCGUUUCCGUUUCCGUUGAUAGAAAAACUAUUAUUAUUUGUUUGGUUCCAUGUUAUAUGAAUUUUAGACAAUUUUAUGUCGAACCAAUGGUUUCGUUUUAUAAUUUCUAAAUACAUGCAAAAUCAAAUGAAAUCUAAAUAAUAGUUAAAGAAAAAGAAUGUUCAUCGGUAUGAGCUAAAUGAUAAAUGCUUGUGUUUAGUUUAAGCAAAAUAAGAAACUUUUUGUCUUUAAAACACCAAAGUUUUGUGAGAAACUAUAUUAAGACAAUACGUUCUUGUUCUUAUUUUUAAAGUAAUGCGAUAAUGUAACGUGGCCAAUAUAGUGUGAACGCAAUAAAACCAAAUGCUUCUAUUUUAAUAUAUAUGUCAUAUGCUCAAAACCAAAACACUAAAAUGCCACUAGUGGGAAUUAAAAUUUCUUUGGAAAAAUAGAAACAUUUUAGAUAAAAUUGAGUUUUUCAUUAAAGAGAAAGAAAAAGUAUAAUAAUUUUUCAUACUAUAGAUUAUUUCACUAGUAAUUAAAAAUUUCAAACCAUCAAGUUUAACUAUUGCAUGAAAGUUAGUUAGUGAUUCAACUUUUUUUUUGUUUUUAAGUUUGACAUUUUCUUGUAAAUUAAAUAGAGGUAACAUUGUGAGUGAUAGUCAUGUCAUCAUAGUUUUAGGAGGUACGAUAAUUAAUUGAUUUGUUGACCGGUGUAGUAUAAAAGAAGAACAAUUAAUUUGCAUCUAAGACUGUCACAGAUGACAUAACUCUCGUUCACAAGAUUACCUUACAGAAAUCAAAUUUUCAAAAACAAAAACUGAAGCAUUGACUAAAUUUCAUGCAAUACAAUAAUUACUACCACAUUUUUUUAUCUAUAAAACAUAGUUUUGCUCUCAGAAAACAGUAACAAAAUAUUUUCUUAACUAAAACAAGAAGAAGAAAAUUCAUUCAAUUUUUUUUUUUUUGUAACAACAAUUCAUUCUAAAUUAUCUAUUUUCCAUUUUGUGUAAUUUCAUAUUCUUUGCCAAAAAGAUGGGAGGGAAAAAGACAAGAGGAAGACAAAAGAUAGAUAUUAAAAAAGUGACGAAAAACGAAGACAGAAUCAUCACAUUUUCAAAGCGUAAAAACGGAAUUUACACUAAGCUCAGUGAGCUCUCCAUUCUCUGCGGCGCCGACGUCGGAUUUCUCAUCUACUCCGGCUCAGGAAAACCGUUCACGUUUGGCAGCCCUUCCUUCGAUGACGUGGCACAGCGGUUUCUCCACGGAAACCAUCACUCAGGAAUCAUCAACGGCGAGGGCAACUCGUCGUCGUCAUCGUUGAUCGUGGAUGCUCAUAAGAAAGUGAAGAUGGACGAGUUCUGCAAAAACCUCAACAAUCUGAUGGAGAUCAAAACAGCUGCGGAAGAAGAGAAACUGAAGAUGGCUGAGCCUGCUUAUGCACCGUCGUUGCCGGUGAAGAGUACUGACGAAGAGGAGAAACAGUUGUUGCGGAGGUAUGAGGAGUAUUAUGAGGAACUGUGUGAGGUUGCUGCUGCGAAAAUCCGUGGAAGAUAUGAUGUCCCAGCGUCGUCGUCGUUUCCUCAACAUGGCUAA